Cephus cinctus (wheat stem sawfly) is the source of this 5538-nucleotide messenger RNA. Its product is annotated as multidrug resistance-associated protein 4. Lineage: Eukaryota; Metazoa; Arthropoda; Insecta; Hymenoptera; Cephidae. Gene Ontology annotation, biological process: transmembrane transport. The record is from RefSeq and is a predicted model, not a curated record. The transcript has 15 exons. Gene Ontology annotation, cellular component: membrane. Gene Ontology annotation, molecular function: ATP hydrolysis activity; ABC-type transporter activity; ATP binding. The coding region runs from base 73 to 4305 and encodes 1410 amino acids.
UUUUCUACACAGUGCUACCAGCCUAUAAUGGUCAGGCUUGGUCAGUCUUGCUAAGGUUGCCGAGUGUUGUGUAUGAGGGUUCACGCUGGCGGUGGUGGAGUUGAGCUGAAGAUGGACAGUAGCAAAAAGUUCAAUAACCCGAAUCCCAUAAACGAUGCUAAUCCUUUUAGCAGAUUGAUAUUCUGGUGGUUAAAGCCUCUCUUUUCUUAUGGAAGGAAUCAUGAUUUGGAGGUGAAAAAUCUUUACAAUGCACUACCAAGGGACCACAGCGAACGUCUUGGAAAUAAAUUAGAACGAAAUUGGAAUGAAGAGCUGAAAAAUGCAGAAGAGAAAAAGCGGAAUCCAAAACUACUCAAUGCACUUAUCAAGACUUUCAUUUGGUCAUACAUGUACUAUGGAGGAUGGAUUUUAUUAUUAUCUUGUGUAAUAAGAGUAGUACAGCCUCAUGCUUUGAGUCUUUUAAUAUCACAUUUUACGCCUGGGUCAGACUCUACCCCCCAAAGAGCAUACACUUAUGCCACUAUUGUCAUAGUACUGGCAAUAAUAUAUACCUUUGUGUCUCACCAUUGUAAUAUGGGACAAUUAUUAAUCGGUAUGAGAGUUCGUGUGGCGUGUUCUUCAUUAAUUUAUAGAAAAAUUCUACGUCUAUCAACAUCGGCUGUCGGUAGAACAGCUGGAGGACAAGUAAUAAAUUUGUUAUCAAAUGACGUAGCUAGGUUCGAUAAUCUGUUCAUGUUUCUUCAUUAUAUUUGGAUAAUGCCAAUUCAAGCAAUGUUAAUUGGCUUUUUUAUAUGGCAAAGUGUGGGCAUUGCUGCUCUAGCCGGAUUAGUUUUGAUCACUUGUCAAACAAUUCCAGUACAAGGCUAUAUGAGCAAGUGGACCUCAAAGCUUCGAUUAAAAAUUGCUCUCAGAACAGAUGAAAGAGUCCGGCUAAUGAGUGAAAUUAUUGGUGGAAUUCAGGUUAUUAAAAUGUACACCUGGGAGAAACCGUUUGAGAAGCUUGUGUCAAUGGCUAGAAUAUAUGAAGUCAAGGUUCUCACUUUGAAUUCUUACUUAAAAGGUUUCAAUCUCGCAACUUUUGUGUUCACGGAACGAACUACACUUUUUUUUACCCUAAUGACAUACGCUCUAAUGGGUAACGUUAUAUCAGCUGAUAAGGCCUUCUCAAUUGCACAAUACUUCAAUAUUCUUCAAGCAACUAUGGCUAUUUUUUAUCCUCUGGCAGUAUCAUCAAGUGCCGAAGCCUUAGUUUCUAUCAAGCGAUUACAAGAUUUUUUAAUGUUGGAUGAAAAUGUGCCUUCAUUAACAUCACAACCUUCCAAUGAAAAAGUCGGAGUGACAGUGAAAGAUGUCACGGCUUCCUGGACGGAAAAAUCAAUCUCGAAUACCCUUCACAAAGUAAACUUAAAAAUUCCACCGGGAAAACUUUGUGCGAUAGUGGGACCAGUUGGAUCUGGCAAGAGUUCUUUCCUUCAAUUGAUGCUUGGGGAACUACAACCAUCCCAAGGAAAGGUUAUUGCAGGGGGUAUUGUUUCAUAUGCUAGUCAGGAAGCAUGGCUAUUUUUAGGCACGGUGAGGAAUAACAUCCUCUUUGGCUUACCAUACGACAAAGACAAAUAUAAAAAAGUAACAGAAGUCUGUGCUCUUGUCAAAGACUUUGAACAGUUCCCUCAGGGUGAUAAAACGUUCGUAGGAGAUCGAGGUAAUUCUCUAAGCGGUGGACAACGUGCUCGAAUUAAUUUAGCCAGAGCUGUGUAUAGAGACGCUGAUGUUUAUUUACUCGAUGAUCCACUUUCCGCUGUUGAUACGCAUGUGGGGAAGCAUCUAUUUGAUCAAUGCAUUAAUGGAUACUUACGUAGCAAGACCAGAAUAUUGGUUACGCAUCAGGUUCAGUACUUAAAGGAUGCAGACGUGAUUGUCAUACUAAAUAACGGCCAGAUCGAAAAUCAAGGUACGUUCGAAGAAUUGCAAAAGAGCAGUGUGAAUAUUGCUAAACUUAUCACUAGUGAAGAUCAGGAGGAGAAACCAAGUGAAGUUUCUCUCCGUAAACGCUUGGUAUCCGAAGUUUCCUAUGCCUCAGCUGUGGAUGACGAGGAGGACGAGGAAGAGCCUCAGGAAACCGAAGAGCUGAUGGCCAAGGGUGAAAUGUCCAAAUCUGUUUACUGGAAAUAUAUCAGAGCUGGGGCUUCGAUUUUCGCUGUGAUGCUAUUCAUUAUGUUCCUCGUACUCGGACAGUUUGGUAGCAGUGGAUCUGAUUAUUGGGUAGCGUAUUGGAUAAGACAAGAAGAGCUAAAAUUAAUGUACAAUACAGAAUUCCUAAGAAAUUUAAAUGAAUCCUCACUUAAUUCUACAACAAUAAUACCGUCAAUCUUAUCAAGAGAUAAUAUUGGAAAUAAUCUGUUUAAUGACACUUUGGAUAUUAUUAGUGCAAUUUCUCCUUUUACGGAAAAUAUCACUGAAGAAAGUUUUAAUUCUACAAAAUCGUUGAACAAUCUCGAAAGUGUUACCAGCCUUACCACGGAGUGGGCUGAUGAAUUGUCUACAAUAUUUAAUGAUGCCUCGGAAGGUUUACCGCUGCCAGAAAAACUCCAAAGUAACAAUUCAACCAAGAAACCUAUUGAGAUUUCUUAUAUGGAUACAAGCACUGCAUUAUGGAUCUAUGGAGCAUUUGUUGCUCUAAGUUUCGUUGGAACUACCUUGAGAAAUAUUUUCUUCUACAGGAUAUGCAUGAACGCUAGUAGAAAUCUGCACGACUUGAUGUUUUCGUGCAUAUUGAAAGCGCCCAUGCAUUUUUUUGAUUCACAUUCGUCUGGCCGAAUACUUAAUAGAUUUUCAAAAGACAUAGGAGCAGUGGAUGAAAUUCUGCCGUCGACAAUAAUAGAGUCCAUACAAGUAUUUGCUGUAAUGACAGGAAUUUUGCUCCAAGUGGUGAUAAUUAAUUGGUGGGCGAUAUUCCCAAUAUCCGUUAUGGGAUUUUUCUAUUGGAAGAUCCGAACUAUAUAUAUGGCCACAGCUUGGAAUAUCAAGAGACUGGAAGGUGUGACAAAGAGUCCCGUCUUCUCUCACGUGAAUUCCUCCAUGUCAGGUUUAGCAACGAUCAGAGCAUCCAGAGUUCAGGAAAUGGUGCUCAAGGAUUUUGAUGGAUUCCAGGAUGUUCAUACUGGUGCUACCUACUUACUAAUAGCUUCGAGUACAGCUUUUGGUUUCUGGCUGGAUGUAGUGUCGAACGUGUUCGUUGCCGUCGUGACAUAUAGCUUCAUCUUACUAGAUACUGGAGAUACCUUCGCCGGGAACGUCGGUCUGGCAAUUUCCCAGGUUCUUAUAUUGUGUGGUAUGCUGCAGCAUGGUAUGAGACAGAGUUCUGAGAUGGUGAGUCAAAUGACAAGUGUCGAGAGGAUCCUGGAGUUUACCAAAUUGGAGAAGGAAGGUCCGUUUGAAAGUCAUCCUACGCACAAGCCACCGGCGACCUGGCCUUCCAAGGGUCAACUUAAAUUCGAGCAUCUAUAUCUACGUUACUCGGACACCGAUGCUCCUGUACUGAAGGAUCUCAAUCUGAUUGUCAGGCCGGCGAUGAAAGUUGGUGUAGUUGGUAGAACUGGAGCUGGGAAGUCGUCGUUGAUCUCGGCCUUGUUCCAUUUAGGCAAAUUGGACGGUGAUAUCUACCUGGACGAAGUGAGCGUAAAGAAAAUUGGAUUACACGAUCUGCGCAGCAAGAUCUCAAUCAUUCCGCAAGAGCCAGUGCUCUUCUCUGCUAGUUUGAGAGAUAAUUUGGAUCCUUUUCAUAAAUUUGAGGAUGCUGCGCUUUGGGAUGCGCUGGAGGAAGUUGAGUUAAAAAAUUCUGUUCCAUCCUUGGAUCACCAAGUUAAUCACGGUGGCAGCAACUUCAGUGCUGGCCAGCGCCAGCUAGUCUGUCUUGCUCGUGCUAUAGUGCGGAAUAAUAAAGUCCUGGUCCUUGAUGAAGCGACAGCUAACGUCGACCCCACCACCGACGCUCUUAUCCAAACUACUAUCAGGAGGAAGUUCAAGAACUGUACAGUCCUUACCGUUGCCCACAGACUUAACACCAUCAUGGAUAGUGAUAAAGUGCUAGUUAUGGAUCAAGGUGAAGCUGUGGAAUUUGGUCAUCCUCAUGAGUUACUUCAGAACGAGAAUGGGUACUUCUCGAAUAUGGUCCGCGAGACGGGAACAGUUAUGACAGAGCAAUUAAAGAGAAUUGCCAAAGAGGCAUUCGAAAAUAUCCACGAGGAAGUAGUUGCUGUUCAUCAAAGUAAUGGCAAUGUCAGUAUACAGGAGACACUUCAAUGAUUCCUCAUGAAAUGCUAGAAUGUGGACUUCGAACUCGUAAAUAUCAAAAUUCAAUAGAUAAUACCGUACGAGUUGGAACGUUGUACAAUUAAGCUUAAGAUAUCGGUGCUAUCAAUAAUCGAUAAUUUACAGGAAAUCAGCAUUCUUGUUUAUUGAUGAGUGAUAUAACGUUCAUAGCCAUGAAUGAUCAAUAAUAAUUGUACUGAGGGAACGUUCCUACGUCGGGCUGAUGCUAGUACUUUUUUAUCUUGUUUAAUUUCUUAUUAUACUGAAUAUCUUUAUCAAAACUCUACUAUUCCGCUUAUGAACGUCCUUAAGCUCAUCCGUACUUAACAGUUCCUUUUAAAAUGUUGAAGGAAACAAUUGCAGUUUAACAUAAAUUAUGAAUAUUUAUACGGGUUUUUUUUAGUAGAAAUUAUAUCUAUACAAAUUCAAUUGUAAUGACAAUAUCCAGUUAAGACUUGAAACGCGCGAGUUUGUACUUUACGCUUUUUUUCUCUCUAUGCAGUGUUAUACACGAGUAUUGCAGCAACUGAAGUUUACCAUUCAAUUUGAUUUCUAUGGAAGUAUUAUAUUCAGAUAGUGCAGUACUCUAAAACAAUUUUGUAUAAACAUUCACAGUACAUUGUACUUUAAACAAAUAAUAAGAGUUACCUAGAUGAAUUAUGUUGGAGCUGAUAAAACUUAAUAUACUUAAAUUAUAUGCGCCCGAAAACCAGAACCAAUAUAGCAUUAACGUUUAUUACUCAUCGAAUUGGGUAUGUGUAUACUUAACUUUUGUGAAAGAUGUGUAGUAUAAGAUGCCAAGAGUGUUUAUGUAUUACAGUAAUCAAAGAAGUGAACGUGUUCUACACACUUUUUUGUAUCUGUAGAUGGCACUGUUCAUAUUGUAAUAUGUUCAUACUGUUCAUAUGUAAAGCACCAAAUGGCUUAUUUACUUAAUGUAUUUUAUUGAACUGAUCGAACAAAAAUUGCCUCAAACUGUAUAAUUUGUGAGAUACAAGUUACACAGAUAUUUUUCUAUAACAUUAUUUUAUCUUACAGUAAGAUGUGACAUCUCUCAAAGAAUAGAUCAAUGUGAGAUGCGCAGAGCAUAAGCCCCUCUUUUUCAUAAGAAAAUUAUAUUUUUACUAGGGCCUAAGCUUACAGAUUGCGAUCAUUGUUGCGGUCGCGAUGUAACAUGUACAAACUGUUUCAUAGAACAAAUAUUCAAUAAAAAAUUAUUCACUCAAA